Messenger RNA from Hibiscus syriacus, 1618 nucleotides. RefSeq lists its product as uncharacterized. Lineage: Eukaryota; Viridiplantae; Streptophyta; Magnoliopsida; Malvales; Malvaceae. The transcript has 12 exons. The coding region runs from base 323 to 1540 and encodes 405 amino acids. The record is from RefSeq and is a predicted model, not a curated record.
AUUUUCACCAGAGUUUGUCAGAAAGCAAAGCAACCAUGCUUUUGAUGUUAGAAAACAAUCAUCUGCUCCAACUCAAUACAGAACAACUUUGGCCGGAAAAAGAGAGAAAACCCAACCCAAAACACAGCUGAAAGAGAGAUAUCCAUAAUCUCUUUAACAGUUUUUUUAGUUUCUUCCUUCACUUCUCUUUCUCACUUGCUUUAACAGCUAAGGUAUUUCACAAAAGAUGCAAUAGUAUAUAAAAUGGAGAUUCCUAAAUGUUUCCAAAUUAUUGUUUGAGAAGAACUUGUCAGGACUUGAGACGAACGGAGGGUGGAAGGAAAUGGGGUGCCUGCUAUCGACACCGGAUGUUGCGGGGGGAGCCAGAAGGAGGCCUAAAAAUAUUGGGGAAAUUGUAGUUUUUGUUCCUGGACUGAGAAUUCCGAGGCCGCUUGAUUUUGCUGAGCCACUUGGUGAUGGGCUAUCCAAGAGCUUGGUCGAACGUCUGUCUGCGCUCAGAACGCGUAUAGAGGUCAUGGCAGGUCAAGAAGCACCUAUGACUACUAAGCCGAGAAGAACAGCCACACAACACGGUGGCUCAACCUUGACCGAUCUGCAGCAGGCUCUCGAGGAUUAUCUGCCGGUUUUGUUGGGGCUAGUUGAAAAUGGUAUUCGGCUAAAACAUAACUUGCGGUUCUGUUGGAUAAAUCAGGAAGAUGAUGAGGAGGAAACUACCAUGUCGGAUUCUUGGUAUGAGGUACUAUCAGUGUUGCACUUGAUGGCAGUUCUAUUGUUGUCACAGGCCAAUUUAUUGCUUCUUCCAAACAAAUCUACUGCUGGCUAUCAGAAUACAUCAUUAGAAGACUGCAAACGAGCAUCCAUCGACAUUUUCUUAAAGGCAGCUGGAUAUCUGGAUUUUGCUGUGCAGAAAGUUCUUCCCCAGUUGCCCUUGGAGCUUAGGAAUGAUUUGCCAUUAGACCUGACAGAGGGAGUGCUCAAAUCCCUUUGUUUGCAAGCAUUAGGCCAGGGUGUUGAGAUUCAACUGGGAAUGGCAAUUGAUAGCAUCAAGGCCACACUGGCAGUGAAAAGGAGGCUAGCAUGUGAGAUGGUUAAAUACUGGCAUCAGGCUCAUGAGUACAUAAAGGACCUUCCACUAGCAAAUGGAUGGGGAGAAAAGCACAAGCUUUUCAUUCAGUGGAAGCACAUUGAAGCUAAGGCUAUUGCAUACUAUCUCCAUGGAUUAAUCCUCGAAGAAGGGAACACGUCUGCCAACAUGGCUGCAGCGGCUCUCCAAGCAGCAGAAGAGUAUCUCAAAGAAAGCAAAAAGGCUUGCGAAGGAUUCCAUAUGGCACUCCCUUCAUCACGUAAUCCUCCACUCUGGGGAGCCAGCAAGUAUCUUGCUGAGAAGAUUCCAAAAGAUAUACCAAGCAAAACAAUCAACUGGGAUUCACAAAAACAUGAACUGAUUAUGCAAAUAGCUCCAGCAUUGCCGGACUUUGCUUUGUCCCUAAAGCCUGAUGAAUAUCAGCUUCCUUCAAUGGACCCCUCCUGGAAAGCCUGAAAAGCCAGUAUGAGAUUUGUAUUAAUCAAAUACUGAACGAUGAUAAUAAUGACGAUGAUGCUGUAAACUAUUCGAUGC